CGUCAUAACGUCAGUCGUGAGGCAGAAUUCAACAUGGAGGAUAUCGUAGCUGUAGAAAAGAGCCCGGACGAGAUGCCGGCAGUACUGAUCUCCAGACCUCAGACAGGUUUGUCUUUCCUGGCACCAGAACCAGAAGAUCUCGAGGACCUUUACAGCAGAUACAAGAAGCUGCAGCAGGAGCUGGAGUUCCUGGAAGUGCAGGAGGAGUACAUCAAAGAUGAGCAGAAGAACCUGAAGAAAGAGUUCCUGCAUGCUCAGGAGGAGGUGAAGAGGAUACAGAGCAUCCCACUUGUCAUUGGCCAGUUCCUGGAAGCUGUGGACCAGAACACAGCCAUUGUUGGCUCCACUACAGGGUCCAACUACUAUGUGCGCAUCCUGAGCACCAUUGACAGAGAGCUGCUUAAGCCCAAUGCUUCAGUGGCCUUGCACAAGCACAGCAACGCCUUGGUGGAUGUGCUCCCUCCUGAAGCUGACAGCAGCAUCAUGAUGCUGACGUCAGACCAAAAGCCAGAUGUAAUGUAUGCUGACAUUGGUGGUAUGGACAUUCAGAAGCAGGAAGUCCGAGAAGCUGUAGAGCUGCCACUCACACACUUUGAGCUCUACAAACAGAUUGGCAUUGACCCACCCAGGGGUGUCCUUAUGUACGGACCUCCAGGUUGUGGCAAAACCAUGUUGGCCAAGGCUGUGGCACACCACACUACAGCGGCGUUCAUCCGUGUGGUGGGCUCUGAGUUUGUCCAGAAGUAUUUGGGUGAAGGUCCUCGUAUGGUGCGGGACGUCUUCCGGCUGGCAAAGGAAAACGCUCCGGCCAUCAUCUUCAUUGAUGAGAUUGAUGCCAUCGCCACCAAGCGUUUUGAUGCACAGACUGGAGCUGACAGGGAAGUUCAGAGAAUCUUACUUGAGCUGCUCAAUCAAAUGGACGGCUUUGAUCAGAACGUCAAUGUCAAGGUGAUCAUGGCAACCAACAGAGCAGACACACUGGACCCUGCCCUGCUACGUCCUGGUCGUUUGGACAGAAAGAUUGAGUUCCCCCUGCCUGACCGCAGACAGAAACGUCUAAUUUUCUCCACCAUCACCAGUAAAAUGAACCUCUCAGAGGAGGUCGACCUGGAGGACUAUGUGGCCAGACCAGAUAAGAUCUCUGGAGCUGAUAUCAAUUCCAUCUGCCAGGAGGCUGGCAUGUUGGCAGUGCGCGAGAACAGGUAUAUCGUCCUGGCCAAAGACUUCGAAAAAGCUUACAAAACUGUCAUCAAAAAGGACGAGCAGGAGCACGAGUUCUACAAGUAGAGAGAGAAAGAAGUACUUCCCGAAACAAAAAGGUGUCCAGACACACGACUUUGUUAUUGAUUUUCAUCUGUGUGUCUGUAUCCACAGUGUGUCUUGUGGAUUUGCAGUCCCUGACUUGAAUAGAUUUUUGGACUAAAUUUACUCACUGUGCCACCAGGCCUAACGUCAGAUUAUCCCCGUCUCAAGCUAUGAGAAGACACAUGUGAUGGAGUGAUUUUUGUACAGGCACUCUACUGGUUCCUACAAAUAUCAGGCCCUGACUGUAGCUAGGAUAGAACAUUUGUAUCUAUAUGUACUCACAUAAACAAUCCAUUAAAGAUGUUUUCCAUAAAACA
This is a messenger RNA of Acanthopagrus latus (yellowfin seabream), 1622 nucleotides long. It is a transcript of the gene psmc4, whose product is annotated as proteasome 26S subunit, ATPase 4. The transcript is spliced from 11 exons. Bases 34 to 1287 code for a protein of 417 amino acids. Gene Ontology annotation, cellular component: proteasome regulatory particle, base subcomplex. Gene Ontology annotation, biological process: proteasome-mediated ubiquitin-dependent protein catabolic process. The record is from RefSeq and is a predicted model, not a curated record. Gene Ontology annotation, molecular function: proteasome-activating activity; ATP binding; ATP hydrolysis activity. NCBI's taxonomy places the organism in Eukaryota, Metazoa, Chordata, Actinopteri, Spariformes, Sparidae.